Molecule: messenger RNA, 1252 nt
Organism: Camellia sinensis
Lineage: Eukaryota; Viridiplantae; Streptophyta; Magnoliopsida; Ericales; Theaceae
Product: cysteine protease RD19A
Biological process (GO): proteolysis
Molecular function (GO): cysteine-type peptidase activity
Source: RefSeq, a predicted model, not a curated record
CAAGGUCUCUCAUCUCUCUCUCUCUAAACAUGGAUCACCGUUUCUCUCUCCUCUUCGUUUUCUCUCUCGUCAUUGCGACGUCCUUCGCCUCAGCCGCCGAUCCGGACGGCGAUGACGUCAUAAUCCGGCAGGUCGUCGGCGAGGACCAUCAGUUGAACUCCGACCACCACCACUUCAGCCUCUUCAAGAGCAAGUUCGGAAAGUCGUACGCCACCAAGGAGGAGCACGAUCACAGGUUCUCGAUCUUCAAGUCUAACCUACGCCGGGCUCGCCGCCACCAGCAGCUCGACCCCACGGCGGUCCACGGCGUCACUCAGUUCUCCGAUCUGUCUCCGGCGGAGUUUCGCCAGAAACACCUCGGCUUGAGGAGGCGCCUCAAGCUUCCAUCCGACGCUAACAAGGCUCCGAUCCUUCCGACAAAUGAUCUCCCGACAGAUUUCGAUUGGCGAGAUCACGGAGCCGUCGCGCCCGUAAAGAAUCAGGGUUCUUGUGGAUCAUGCUGGUCGUUUAGUGCCACUGGGGCCUUGGAGGGUGCGAAUUUCCUUGCAACAAGGAAGCUUGUGAGCCUUAGCGAGCAACAACUUGUGGAUUGUGACCAUGAGUGUGAUCCAGAGGAAGCUGAUUCUUGCGACUCUGGUUGCAAUGGUGGGCUAAUGAAUAGUGCCUUUGAGUACACACUCAAAGCUGGUGGACUUAUGCGAGAAGUGGACUAUCCUUACACCGGUACUGAUCGUGGAACCUGCAAAUUUGACAAGACCAAGAUUGCUGCUUCAGUAGCUAACUUUAGUGUCAUCUCCCUCGAUGAAGACCAAAUUGCCGCAAAUCUCGUGAAAAAUGGUCCUCUGGCAGUGGCUAUAAAUGCAGUUUACAUGCAGACAUAUGUUGGGGGAGUUUCAUGCCCAUACAUAUGCUCGAAGCGCUUAGACCAUGGGGUUUUGCUGGUAGGAUAUGGAUCAGCUGGCUAUGCUCCGAUCAGAAUGAAGGAAAAGCCAUACUGGAUCAUAAAGAACUCUUGGGGAGAGAAUUGGGGCGAAAAUGGAUUCUACAAAAUCUGUCAAGGCCGCAAUAUUUGUGGAGUGGACUCUAUGGUGUCGACUGUUGCUGCUGUUCAUAUUGCCUCCUCUCAUUAGUUACAUGAAUUCUAAAAUGUAUAUAAGGAGUUUGUAUAGCAACUCCACAUUGUCAGACAUUCAAUCUCUUUUUCUCAAGGCAUACAGGACGACUUUCUAAUGCAUAUUCACGUAUGGCAAAA